Vombatus ursinus (common wombat) is the source of this 1738-nucleotide messenger RNA. It is a transcript of the gene OSM, whose product is annotated as oncostatin M. Gene Ontology annotation, molecular function: cytokine activity; oncostatin-M receptor binding. Gene Ontology annotation, biological process: oncostatin-M-mediated signaling pathway; immune response. Gene Ontology annotation, cellular component: extracellular region. The record is from RefSeq and is a predicted model, not a curated record. The coding region runs from base 299 to 799 and encodes 166 amino acids. The transcript is spliced from 3 exons. Lineage: Eukaryota; Metazoa; Chordata; Mammalia; Diprotodontia; Vombatidae.
CCAUACCCUAUUCACUUCAGGCAGGCAGCCAGGCUGUGGGGACUGGGGGGGGCGGAGAUGAGAAGCCACAGGCACCCCUCAGACUCAGACACUUUGCUCAAGAAGCCACUUAGAAGGCAUCCCACGGGCCAGCUGAUUGCGUGGGACAAGCGAUCCCCGAAUCCUACAAUUCCGAGGCAUCAACUGAACGCCCAAGGAGAUGCCCUGGUAAGGCUUGACCUGUGGUCUGUUGUGGCUGUGCCCAGCGGCCGGAAGCACUUGCCCUGUCUACCAGACCCUCCUCUGUCAACUGAAGAACAUGGCAAAGAAAGACUUCUUGAAGGCCUUUAUGACUGACCAAGGCCUAAACUCACCACAUCUCAAUGAGACCUGCACAGGGAGCUCGGACUUCCCCGUGACAGAGACCCUUAAGGACUUACCUCCAGUCACCUUCCUCCAGACUGUGAGUCAGACCGUGCGCCUCAUUGAACAGAAACUCAAUGAACCCGUCUUCAAGCGGAUGCACAUCUACCUUCAAGGCAUCGAUAACAAUGUCUGCUGCAUGCUUCAGGCCCUCCUCCCGGCCCCCGCUGCCUGCCCUGCUCCUGCAAGCAGAAGGACCCUGUCCCCAACUCCAACUGUGGGAAGUUUCUCGUGGAAACUAGAGAGAUGUAAGAUCAUACAGAGCUACCAGCGCUUCAUGGAGGCUGUGGGAAAGGUGCUGGAAACGUGGGGUGCUAGCCCCGGGCAGAGAAAUAGGAAGAGACGUUCCCUUCUCAAUGUCCUGCUUGGCCAGAGGAGGAAAGUCAGGGCCGGCUGACUCAACCCCAGGGGCAUGGUGCUAUAUCAGCCUCCAGGAAGCGGCCCUAGACAUCUCUGCUGGGCCGCCUGAAGAAUGAUGGAGUUGGAGGUGGUGGGCCCAAGGGCUCACCUGCUGAUCCACCUUUCUGCUGGUUCUCACUCUGGGCUUAGAAAUGGUGCACUUUAAUAGGAGGGGGGAUUCCUGACAUCUCCCCAAAUAGUGAUUGAUACAGUGCUGUUAUUGGGCUGAACCCCCUCCCCCAGGCCUUCUCUGCUCCUUCAGGGCUGCCCAUUCAGGUCAUGGGGCCGGCAGAGCUCAGUGCCCCGUGACUCUUCAUGAAUCAGAAGCCGACUUUCCAUUGAUUCAGGGGUCUGAUGACAAGGCUUGACUCAGGGUCCAGUGCCUGCCUUGUUCCCACCCCCACCCCCUUACCCUCUCUUUUGGGGGCCUUAGCUCCAUUCUUUCUGCUCUGACUUUACUCUUCCCACCUGCCCCUGGGCCCCUAAGAGUUUUCCUCUUUUGAGGGCUGGGGUGGAUGAUUUGGGCAUGGGGGGAGUCAGGAAAGUAUAUGGCCAGUUGGGGCCUUGUGCCAAGGAGCUAGCCUUCCCUCCUCUCACUCCCUCACCUCCCAAUAGAUACUGGAGAUGGCUCCCAGGGCGACAAAGGGGUCACCUCCCCUGGUGACAUGGGCCAACCUUAUUCUGUGCCAAUGGUUUGCCCCCUACAAUAAUGACUCGCUGAGAUAGAAAGUUUGCCACUUGGGGAGAAACUGCUGCUGGACGGCAAGUGUCCCCCAGGGAUGAUUCCCUGGGAUCCAAGACCCACCCCCAUCCCUGCCCAUCCCUGAGGGCACAGAGAAUAAUUUAUCAAGUUUCUAUUUAUAUUUAUUUAUUAGAAACGUAUUUAACAGUAUGGUAUUGAUAUCUGAUGUAUUUAAAAUUCACUUAUUUUUCUAAA